Rotaria sp. Silwood2 is the source of this 3681-nucleotide messenger RNA. NCBI's taxonomy places the organism in Eukaryota, Metazoa, Rotifera, Eurotatoria, Philodinida, Philodinidae. The record is from the annotation of a GenBank genome assembly.
AUGCCAAUUAAACGAAAAAUACGUAAUUUACCUAAUACGAACGAUCAAAUGUCAUUUUUUGAUCCUGUUUAUCCGAAUGACAAUAUUCAACAAAGUGAUAAUGAAAAUGAAAAUGAAAAUGAUUUAUUAGCUGAAAGUAUACCACGACCAACAUUUGGAAAAGGAAAUAAAGAUGAAUUAAAUGAGACAAAUGAUACUGAUACAAUAACUAAUAAUAAUCAAGAUCCACCGUCAGAAAUGAUUUCUGCAGCUAAAAUUAUGAAUCGUAUAAAACAAAUACAAAACUCAAUUGAACAAGCACAAACAAUGCUUGAAUCAAUGAAAAAAUUCAAAAAUUUAGUUCCGGAUAAUGAUGGACAAUAUGAAAAACUUCGUUCACUUAUUGCAAAUCUUCAAGAACAACAAGCUAGUUAUAUUAAUUUACUCAAUCUAAUUACGUUGACUGCUGAAGAACAAUCAACAGGCACGAAUAAAAAUUCUACAUCACAUCGUCAAACACAAAUGAAUACACAUGAUGAUGAUGAUAAUGAUAAUGAUUUAUCACUUCGACGUAAUGUUCAAUUAGCAGUUCGGCCACGUAUAGAAAGUAAAACAGGUUUUAUACCACAGACAAUAAAUUUAUCGGAUAAUGAACAAACAAAUCGUAAUGAUAAUUCGAAUUAUGAUUCACUUGUUGGAAGUCUUAAAAGUGAUACAAUUAAUUGGAAAGAUCAACAGUCUACUUCUAAUGAUGAAGAAAGUGACGGUGAAAAUGAAAAAGAAAUGGAAAAAAAUUUAAUGUUACAAAAAGAACAACUUCGUGCUUUACAAGGUCAAAAAAGAGCAUUAAUUGCCUUAAAACGACGUUCAGAACAACGUUUAAUCGAACAACAACAAUUAAUUAGUAAAAAAAGUACAAAUCUUAAAAAAACAAAUGAAGAAAAUAAUCUUUUAUCUGAUAUUGAUAAUAUACGUAAUCGUUUAAAAUUACUUCGAAAUGUGUAUGAACAAAAAUAUCAGGAUGAAAUUCAACAAGCAAAAAAUUCAUCAAAUAAAUCUCAAAAACAAACAGAAAAUCGUUUAAAAAAUCUCGAACAUGUUCGUGAACGAUUAGAUGAAUUAGAACAAAUUGUUACAUAUUAUCAAACAGAUUUAAAUAAUCAACAUGAUGAAGAUACUCCUAUUCAAUCAGAUGAUGCUCAGUAUUUAAAGACAUUUUCACAACAAAAAAGACAAACAUACAAUAAUGAUAAUGCUUCUAAACAAUUUUCUAAAGUAUCAAAUGACUUAGCUGCUAAACGAUUAGAGCUCGAACAAGCAAAGUCUGCUUUAACUCAACUUCAACAAAUGGUCAAAACAAUUCAACCAGAUGAAUAUUCUUCAUCUGCAAAUUCUACUCCAAUACAAAAAAAGCCUUCGUCGAAAAGGAAUAGUUUUGAACAUUCUACCAAUUCAAUCGACUGUACUCCAACUUCAUCUCAACAAAAUCAAACUGGAACACCUAUUGCCAAUAAAAGAUCAUCUCUCUUAUCAAAUAUUCUUUCGCCUCAACAAGUUCCACAACCUCUUCCAACAAUUAAUAAUUAUGUUGAUACUAAAAUGGCAGCACAACAUCGUGAAAUUGAGCAUUUAAUUGAAUCUCGACAACGUUUACAUACAAUAAAAGAUCAAAUUGCUUCAUUACAACAAACUAUGGAAACACCAUCAAUUCAACAAAAAAAAGAUUUCACAAAUGAAAUAAAAGUUGAUAAUGAUAAAUUAAAUGAUUCAAAAAAUAUUCGUCCAUCAUAUAGAUCUAAUCAACAAGAAUGUUUAAGUCAAGAUGAUGAUAAUGAACUAGAAUUAUGUAAUUUUGAAUGUGUAUCAGAUAAUGAAGAACAAACUGAUGAUGAUAACGAUAAUAAUAUUCAGAUGAAUUAUUAUUUUCCAUCUCAACAAAAUCAACCCCAUAUAAAACAAACUAAUCUUUGUGCAUCCGAAAAUGUAGUUACUAAACAUGAUCAACAAUCUGAUGAAUUAAGUGCACAAAUGCGUGAAAUAUGUCGUUGUUUAUCAACAUUCAUUGAGGAACAAAAAUCUUUUAAUCAUAAUAUUGAACAGCGUCUUACAAAUGUAACAAAGCCUGCAUUAUUGCAAACAAUUGAUCCAACAUUUAGCCAACUUCAACAACAAACUUUAACUCAAAGUCUUAUUGUUAAUUUAAAUGCAGCAUAUCGUGAAAUAGCUGUUUUACAAUCGGAAAUAAAUGCACUUCAAUCAGAAAAUAGUCGUUUAACAUCAUCAAUAUCAUUUGAUAAUCAAUAUCAUCAUCAUCAUAUUCCGCGUUCAUAUUCAAGAGAUAAUUCAAAAGAUUCAAUCUAUAGUUUUGAUCAAAUUAAAUCUAAUAUUCGUCCACAACCACGUUCAAGAUUUGAUGAACAAUUAAAACAACAAAAUCAACUUUUAACAACAAACCAUUUAUUUGAAAAUUCAAGUAAAACAUCAUUUAAUAGUCAAAGUACGGGAAAACAAACGGCUAUUCAAGUCGAGGCAACUCAUAAGGAAACAACACCAAUUAAACAAGAACGAACUACAAAACUUUCUACUGAACGUUUAUCUUCACCAAAACCGACAUAUAUUCGUUCAAAACAAAUGUCUUCUAUUAAUGAUCUUCCAAGUCAUCAUGAUCAUUCAAUAAAAGAUGAUCUCUCGAAAUCUUUUCCAAUUUAUCGACGACCAAUAUUAAAUGAUAAUGAAAAUAAUCAAUUAUAUAAUUAUAAACAAAAGCGAGAUCAACAAUCAUCAUCGUCAUCAUCAUCAUCAUCAUCUGCCAAUGAUUACCAACGAAUGCAACAGGAUACAUUGAAAAAUGAUAAUAGUGAUGAUGAACAAAAAUCAAAUGAUUUUGUAGCCACUAUGUUUAAUACUCAACCAUCUGCUUAUUAUACAUCAAUAACUCAAGAUAUGGAAAAUGUUGAUUUACAAACACUUGAUCUACAAGUUAAGUCAAUAAUGGUUCAAUUAAUUCCAUUUAUGCGAUUACGUAUAGAUGAAGUUUUUAAUCAAUCAACUCUAAAUCAUAUACGUGAACGUAUUUUAUUUUUAUUUAAACAACAACCUGAUUCGGCUGAGUUAAUACGUCAUUUUCAAAAUCCAUUUUCUGAAUUAAUUGAAAAAACAAUUGAAAAAUAUUGUGGAACAAGUAUCCGUGACUGUGCUGCUGAUCUUAUUCGUGAUAUAUCUGAUGUUGCAUUUGAUGAAUUAGUUAAAUAUAAAAUAUAUGAAAAUAAAAAUAAUUUACAAACAAAAAAUCAUACUGAACAAAAUACAGAAUUAUUAACUAAACAAGAAGAUGAAUAUGCACAUUUGUAUGGUCCAUCAGCGGCAUAUUAUACACAACAAGUAUCACCAAUUGAUGAUGGAGAAAAUGAUAAUAAAUAUCAAAUUGAAUUAGCCGAAUCGGAAGAUCGACCAUUAACCUUAAUCGGUAGUGAUGAAGAGGAUAAUGAUGCUGAUCAAGAAGAAAAUACAGAUAGUGAAUUAGAAACAGCUGUAUCACGUCAAGAAACAUAUUAUCAUGAAGAUGAAAGUCCAAUACCAACUGAUAUUAAUUCAAAUGGACAUGAAUACGUUGUUGUUAAUCAUUCAACAAGUAAUAAUAUUGUGCCUGAAAAUGAAGAGCAAAAGAAUGAUGAUAAGAAUGAGGAAAUAAAUAAUUCAUAA